AUGGCUUCCAAUGACCCUGCUGCCCCAGUUCGUAGCGACUUCUUCACGCAGGAAAAAGACCACAAGAAGUACAACAUGGACAGCGACAGCGCAGGAACUGAGGAAGCGCCUGCCAUCUACAACCAGGAGGAGGAGUCGAAGAGUGGUGGCUCUGAAGAAAUCAACUAUCAUACUCUUGAGUGGUGGCAAGCCGGUGUGGUCAUGAUCGCUGAGACCGUGUCACUUGGCAUCUUGUCUUUACCUGGCGUCAUUGCUACUCUUGGGUUGGCCCCCGGUCUCGUUGUGAUGGUCUUUAUGGGUAUCUUCUCUGCUUACUCGGGCCUUGUCAUGGGCGAGUUCCGGAAGGCCUAUCCCUGGGUCGAAAGUUUCGGUGACGCGGCCGAGGUCAUGGGACGAACCGUUGGCAUGGGGAAGCUAUUUCAAGAGAUCUGGGGUUGGGCUCAGACUAUCUUUCAGAUCUUCAUCAUGGGCAGUCAUCUGUUGACAUGGACCAUCUGCCUCAACACCCUUACUGAUAGUGCUGCUUGUACCAUCGUCUGGGGUGUUGUUGGCCUGGCUGUAUUCUGGGCUCUCAACACUCCCCGGACACUACGCGCGGCCGGAUACUACUCAUUCGCCUCAUUCGCUUCGAUUUUCACAGCUGUCAUGGUGACCAUGAUCGAUGUUGGCAUAGAAAAGCCUAUCGGCAGCACUCCCCUUGCAGCAGCCCGCACUAUUGGUUUCACUACAGCCUUUCUCUCUAUCACCAACAUUGCCGUCGCUUUCAGUGGCCACUCUUGCUUCUUCAGCAUCAUGUCCGAACUUAAGCAGCCAAACGACUGGCCUAAGGCGCUCGCCAUGUUGCAAAUCUGCGACACCAUUCUCUACAUCAUCGUCUCCGUUGUCAUUUACGUCUAUGUCGGGCCUGAUGUGCCCUCCCCAGCUCUUUCUGCCGCCGGUUCUCACGUCGUUCGCAAAGUCAUCUGGGGCAUCGCCAUCCCAACCAUUGUUAUUGCUGGCGUCAUUUAUGGCCACGUCGCCGCCAGAUAUGUUUUCGUUCGUGUCUUUGCUGGCACAAAGCAUCUAGCCACUCGCACCCCUCUUGGUGUUAUCGGCUGGCUCGGCAUCACUGCCAUUCUCUGGAUCAUUGCGUGGGUCAUCUCUCAGUCUAUCCCCGUUUUCAACAAUCUCCUCGGCUUUGUUGCUGCUUUAUUCGCCAGCUGGUUCUCGUAUGGACUGCCUGGUGUGCUGUGGCUUUGGCUUUACUACGGAAAGUGGUUCGCGACACCAAAAAAUACUGUACAGUUUAUUCUGAACGCAUUCCUAGUUAUAAUUGGCUUGAUAGUCUGCGCCUUGGGGUUGUGGUGUACAGGCGAGGCAAUGGCGAAGGAUGAAGGGAGGGAUCCGUGGAGUUGUGCAAGCAAUGCGGCUUAA
Molecule: messenger RNA, 1413 nt
Organism: Thermochaetoides thermophila DSM 1495
Lineage: Eukaryota; Fungi; Ascomycota; Sordariomycetes; Sordariales; Chaetomiaceae
Exons: 2
Coding region: 1-1413 (470 amino acids)
Biological process (GO): amino acid transmembrane transport
Cellular component (GO): vacuolar membrane
Molecular function (GO): amino acid transmembrane transporter activity
Source: RefSeq, a predicted model, not a curated record